AUGGUCAUUAAAAAAGCUUUUCAGGAUUUUUACAUUCAAAAUUUCCUAUAAAUCAGAGACUCAUUUAAGCGAAAUAAAUAUUUGAGUUUUGGAUUAGUACUAUUCUAAACUCUUCAAAUAUAAGGAAUAUAUAUUAGUGGAAGCAUUUUCGAAUCAGAUGAGAAGGGAAAAAAAAGAGGAAUAAUGGAUGCGGUUAUAUGGAUACUCUAAUCUGCUAAAGUAUUCCCCUUAUUCUAAUCUUCAACGAGCACAGAUAAAAUAAUUUUUAUUGACUUCAGCUUCAUCAUUUUAUUAAUCGUAAUUUCUUUUAUCGGAUUGCUAGCAAUUUUAACAACAAGAAGUUAGAAAUAUAUGAAAAAUCAUAAAAUCAAUGGGUUAUAUCAAUUAGUUUUUACUGAUUCUGCUACUCAAUUAUAAACAUAGUAAAAUUUGUUAAUGAAAUUUAUAAAAUUUAUAACCUACAUAGUUUCCAUCUUUUUGUAAACUUACAAAUACUUGUUUCAUUGGAGCAUCAUUUAUUGCUCACUAGACAAUAUUUAUAAAUUUAUUAAGAAUCCAUCUGAAAAUAAUGAUUGGAUGCAUACAUUGGGAACAACAACAUCAGUCAUUGUACUUUUGUUUUUCUUAUUGUUUGAUAACUUUAUGAUGUUCCACUUUUUUGAUUAUAAGUUCAAGAAUCCAGACUUUUUGGGUUAAAAAGAAUCCAAUCUUGAACUCUUACUCAAUUUAUACAUCUAUUCAACAAUUGCUAUAGUGGUCUUCACACAAUAAGAAUACCCAAAUUUACAAUUAUUACUAGGAUUGCUCUUCACAAUUUAUUCAUUGUUUGUAAGCUCAUUUCUAUUUCUGAAUCGUAAGUAAAUGAUCAAUUAUUUCAAAUCUUUAAUACUUGGGUAAUUUAUAUUUCUCUAUAUUGCUCAAUUUUGUUAUGUGAAUGGAACAUUUUCUAAUGAAUUCGUAAAUCUAAUAGUAUUCAUCGCAUCUCCUAUAAUCAUAAAAAUACAAAAUAAGAUCUAAGAAUUGCAAGUCAAACAAUAUCUUUAAUUAGAUGAUAAACAUUUUAUAUUUUUUGAAUCAAAACUAAGGAAAAUCUUUGAUUUAAUUAAAAUCACUUAUUAUAAGGAAUGGAGAGCAUUCAGAUAACCAGUAAUUAGAUCUUAUGUGUCUUUGUAAUUACACAGUUUGGCUGCUAAUCAUCUAAGAAAUUGUUCUGGAAAUUAAAUUGAUAUGAAUUAUUAGAAUAAUGUGGUUAAGAAAUGCUUUUGCAAAUAGUAUUUUUAAUACAAUGAAGAAAAAUCAGUGAAUUUUUGGAAAAGAGAAUUAGAUGCUGAAACAGAAAAUAAAUACUUUGCAUUCAAAAGUGAAAAACAAUUUAAAUAGUUUCUAUUUGAUUUAAUUAAGGAUAGUUUUGAAAGAUAUCUCAGUCAAAAAUCAAUAUUAGAAACUAAUGUAUAGUUUUCAUACAUCUAUUUCUUAUUUUAAAUUCAAAAGAAACCAACCAAAGCAUUCUACGAGGCUAUGAAUUUGAAAUUUAAAAUCAAAAAACUCUCCUAAAAGAAAAUUAUGAUAAUUGAAUAACUUAUUCAAGACGCUAAGUUUAAUUUCAACUUAAUGAUUGAGAAAAAAGAUUUAAAAAAUCAGAAAUAUAAUUUCAAAUAGGUUUUUGAUUAUGAUUAGAAUUUGGAUACUACUAAGUUAAACUUUUAGAUCAUAUUAACAAAUUAUAAGAAAUGGUACAACCAAUUAUUGAAUUAAUAAUUGUAAUUAUAAAUGAUCAUCAAAAAGGGAAUUGAACUUCAACAAUAAAUAUAAUAAUUAGAGUAAUAAAUAUUCAGUUUAUAUUAAUUGAAUCCAGUUUCAUCUGAAUUAGAUACAAUAGUUUAUCUUUUUUAUAAAUACAUACACUUUAACCUCAAAAGACCCAAAUCAAUUAGAAGAAAUUCCUCAUAUGCAAAUUAAUUCAUAUAGUCAAUUAAUCAAUAAGUAUUUGAAAAGGAAUCUUGUAUCAUUUAUAUAUCACUUAUGAAUUAGAGAGGAUCCAUACAAAAUUAUACCAAAUCUUUUAAAUCAUUAAUCUUAGGAAAUGAUUAAGACAUCAAAAAUUAGAAUAUCAAACAUUUCAUGCCUGAUUCUAUUGCCCAAUACCAUGACAUGUAUUUAGAUAAUUUCAUUGAAUUGGGUAGGAUGAAUAUAGUGAUGGCUGAAUAAAGAUUUUUGAUUCUUAAAAAUAAGCAAUAGUUUAUAAUCCCAGUAUAUGCAAAAGUCAGAUUGGAGAACUAUUCUAAUAGCGAUUUUGGAUCAUCUGCACUGAUAACAUAAAUUAAUCAAUAGAAUUAUUACAUUGUCAUCAGUAGAUAUGGCAUUUUGGAAGAAAUGUCUUAGAAUUUUUACUAAGAAAUCAUUCAAAAAACUCUGAACUGUUAUCCAUAUUAAUUAAAAAAUUUGAAUCUACUUAGACUAAUGCCUUGCUUGUUGAAGGACUUGCAAAAGUUAGAAUUGAAUUAGUAAAAUAGCAAUGAAAUAGAUUUCGAAUUUUCUUAGUAAAAUAAAGAUUAAAUUAAUUAUGACAUUCUAAUGGAAGGGCAUAUUUUAAUUCCUAAACAAUAGACUUUGAUAGAUUAGUUAUAGAUCUCAAAUAAAAAUAUAUUAAACGUCGAUGUUGAAAAUUACUUUUUCGUUUAAUAACAGAAAAAUCAUUUAUUCUACCAAAAUGUUUAACAUCUAUUUAUUUUUUAUGUUAAAUACAAGAUUCGAUUAAUGAAAACCAUUAAUUCAUUACAUAGAAUACUAGAAAUUUAGACUUUGAAGAUGAUUAAAUCUGAGCAUCAAUAGAAGGCUAUAAGAAUAGUCCAGAAUAUUUGCAAUAUUGAAUAGUCUUCUAUAUUGAAGUUUUAAUAGGCACCAAAAAUACAUUAUUAUUUGUAAGAUUCAGAUGGAUAUGAUGUGUUUCAAAAGGAAUAAAUUGAGGCAUUCAGGAAAUCGUAAUCUUCUGAAUUGUUCGAUAGAAAAUCAUAUGAUUUAGAAAACAACCUAAUAAUGGAAGAGGACAAUAUGAUAAGUCAGAAAUAGAGAAAUUUUGAGGAGCAUUAUUCAACUAGAAGAGAUUUGAUACAAUAAACAUUGUUAAAUACAUUGGAUUCUCAUGUGUAUUAAAAAACUAAAGAAAAUAUUCAACUAUUGUAGAAUGAAUCUGAUACUUCAAAGUAAUUAGUGAGAAAGAAUAGUUUUAAUAUUUUAAGUAAGGGUUAGAUUGAUGACAUGGAAUUAUCAAAUAAAUAAUCAAAAGAUUCAAUUGAUUAGGAUUCAGGUUCAAAUUAUAAAAAUCGUUAAGCUACAAUUCAUUAGAAUGAUGGGAGUUCGAUAGCUAGUUCCCAAUAGUAGAAUGAUUACAUUAGCAAAAGGAGAAUGAUAAGAGAUGUCUUAUUUUCAGAUCAUUAAUUUUAAAAUAAUACUACAAAAACUAGCAUUCUGGUUUUCGGCUUAAUUUUACUUAUCAUCUUAUACUUAGUAAAUCUAAUCUUUAUAGUUAUAACACAAAAAAAAGUAGAAGAGAUUGAAGCCAACAAACACGUAUCGAUAAAUAUACAAAACUCUUUGAAUCUAUUUAUCCUAUCGAAUCAGUUUGAACAAAUUUAAAUAUAUCAAAAUAAUACAUAGAUUUGGUAUUAACAACUUUAGAAUCUUUCAAUUAUUAACUAUCAAAUAUAUCUAAGAUAAAUUUUAAACUCCCAGAACUCAAUUAUAGAAUAAUCAAUGUUUAAUCAAUUAAAAAUCAUCUACUUUGAAGAAACAAUUAAAUAUGAAUUGGAUUAACUUUUUAUAAUCAAAUUAAUAGGAGAAUACAUGAUAGAUUAUAUUAGUGACAAAGAUACACACAAGGACGGAAUAAUAUUUCUAAUUCGUAAUUUUUAGGUCAUUGUUUAGGAGAUGUUAGUCGAAUUUAAUAAUACUACUUUUAUUAAUAUUCAAUAGUAAAUUGACAUGAUAGAUUCCUAAAUAGAAUUAACUAUCAUUUUAUCUGAAGUUACUUUAAGUUUAAUAGUCAUUAUUCUUUUACCUGUAUUUUUAAUUAUUAAUCGAUAAAAAAACACAAUUUUGGAAUUCUUUAUGACAUUCCCUUAAAAUGAACUUUAAUAGUAAUAUGAUAUUUAUUAGAUUCUAUUGGAUAAGUUAGAAGAAACAAAAUUUGCUUAACAGGAAACUAAUCAAUAUGAUAUUGAGAGUUCUCAUAUUAAAUAAUUUGUAAAAUCUAUUCGCUUAGUCAAAGAUUCCAAUUAAAGUAAAUAAUAAUAUGGAAAGUUAAAGAAAAUGAUUGGAUCUAAUGCCACUCCUUUGAUAAUAUUCAGUAUCUUUUUAGUUUUACUCUUGUUUUCUAUAGUUUCUGCUUACUUUAUAACCUCAUUUAUGAUUAAAUAUCAAUUUCUGAGUGAUUACAAAAGAAUUAACAAAGAAAUCAAAAUUUAUGAUUCUCUACAAUGUGAAAUAUUAAAAGAAAAUGCUAUUUAAAAUUUAAUUCUCAAUUAAAUACUAAAUCAGAAUAUAAGCGAUGUAAUUAAAAAUACAGUGCACUAAUUGUUUGAAAUAGAAAAAGCAAGUCAAUAUCCCACAAUAUUGUAUUAUCAAUAAGAACUUACCUAAAGAUUUUCAGAUUCAAGCAAUGAAGUGUUUUAUAAUGUGUUAUCAAAUAAUACAUGUGAUAUAUUCAACUCUGAAUUAAUUGACCACUUAGAAUUGGAAUAAUUUUUAGAUUUUUAUAGUAUCCAAGGAUGUCAGACUAUUGGUCAAGUUUAACAAGGAAUUAGCAUUUCUAUAAUUAAUUUUGUAAAUCAAUUGAAAUAAUUAUAUUCGACAUUGUAGUUUUAUGAAAGUAAUAAUGGUUAUGAAUACAAAACUCUGUAUGAUAGUAUCAUAUUCCUAAAAGACUAAGAAAUAUAAUAAUCAUAUCUAUAUACUGCUUUUGCACUUUAAGUGAUAACAAACUACCAAGAUUAGUAGCUAAAGACCUUAGUCUAAUAGCAUUAUUUAACUCAAAUAAUAGCCUUUGUUGUUGGUGCCAGCUUUAUUAGUGUAUUCACUCUUAUAACAGAGAAGUGCUUCAAGAGUCUGAUUUCGAAUUAAAUAAAUUAAUCCAAACUGCUACUUACUUUAAUCCCAUUUGAAAUCUUAUAAACAAAUGCUUAUGUUAUGACUUAUGUAUUGCAAGAAUCGAAAAAAAUAUAUUUAUGA
This is a messenger RNA of Paramecium tetraurelia, 5226 nucleotides long. RefSeq lists its product as uncharacterized. NCBI's taxonomy places the organism in Eukaryota, Ciliophora, Oligohymenophorea, Peniculida, Parameciidae. The transcript has 9 exons. The record is from RefSeq and is a predicted model, not a curated record.